AUAUUGGUUUAAGGAUCUACAGGGAGGGGGUGUAUACGCUAUUGCAUGCGAAAGUGUAGGUUAUGGUUUCCUGCAAUUUUCUGAGAUUUUCGUCUCUGAACUCUGAAUUACUCGUCUGAUAAACAUUGGUAAAUCAGUAUGAACAAGGUUUUCAUACAUUACAAAAACGUGUCUAAAAGAUUAAAGUGAAGUGAUAGUUCAACAAUACAUUUUUGAAAAAAUGUGUCGAAAUAUGUAGUGUUUAUUAAUAACAAUUAAACUUUCAUUUAUUGAUCAUUGUGAACAUGAAACGAUAUAUAAAUAAAUUGUGAGUUAAUAAUUUGGCAUUAUGGCAGAUCGUCUGACACAGUUACAAGAUACUAUAAACCAGCAAGCGGAACACUUUUGCAACAGCGUUGGUAUUUUACAACAGUAUUCUACACCUAGCAAAUUUCCUGGUUUUGAUCGCAUUGGUACUCCACAACCACAUCAGCCUCAAGAAGAUUAUGCUGCUUUAUUUGCGAAUCUCAUUGCGAGAUGUGCUAAAGAUAUAGAUACAUUAAUAGAGAGUUUGCCAAGUGAAGAAUCAUCUCAGGAACUGCAAGUAGCCAGUCUUAGUAGACUUGAACAAGAGAAUCAACAGGCUGGUGAGCAAUUGGAAGAAGUAGUGAGACAAGGAGAAGCACUCCUUCAGCGAAUCCAAGCUGCUCUGCAGGAUAUAGCGCAAAGUCAAUUAGAUAUGCAAAAUCCCUCGUCUACCACCGUGAUUAACAUGAAUCUUAACAAUUGUAAUAUAAAACAAGAAACGUCUAUAAAUUCCGUGCCUUCAAAUAACACACAUCAACUAUCGGAUCCUUCACCUAAUUCAAUAAAUCAAUGACAUAUUUAUGAUUUAUUGUAAUUAUUUAUAGUGAAACAUUUUUGCAAUAUAUAAAUAAUCAAAUCGGUACUAGUUCGUUUUUUUUUUUUCCAUUAUAAUAUUGAUUGAGACAAUAAAUGGAACAAUAGUUUACAAUUUCAUAAUAUUCCUGUAUUUUGGUAUAAUUGCUUAUAGUGAGAAUAUAAAUUUGAUGGCGACAUAAUAAGUUUUAAAAAACAAAAAUAAAAUUUUUUUACACAAACUAUAUUAUAAAAUUAAAAAACAAUUUCAUCCAGAGAAAAUAAUAGCUUUAAUAUAGCUGUUAUUGAGUUUUAUUGAGCUGUUUUAGGAUAUAUCAGUCCAUAUGUGCAUAUGUUUAGAGCUCAGAUUCUAGUAUCUUACAAUGUAUAUCAAUUAUGUGAAUAAUGUAAACGAAAUAAAAAAUUGGAAUUCUUUGGAU
Molecule: messenger RNA, 1298 nt
Organism: Formica exsecta
Lineage: Eukaryota; Metazoa; Arthropoda; Insecta; Hymenoptera; Formicidae
Gene: MED21
Product: mediator of RNA polymerase II transcription subunit 21
Exons: 3
Coding region: 329-859 (176 amino acids)
Biological process (GO): regulation of transcription by RNA polymerase II
Cellular component (GO): mediator complex
Molecular function (GO): transcription coregulator activity
Source: RefSeq, a predicted model, not a curated record